AAAUCCAAGAGGACAGUGUAUAGACAGUGACAAUAGUGAGACUCGAUUGACCUCUCCUUACAAUCUCAAAACCAUUGAACAUCUUCAACCUCUACCCGACGAUAAGAAGAAAAUCUCAGUCCUUUACACUCCAUCCAAUCAUUCCCUCCCCUGCUCUUCCCGUCCACAUCUUCCCCUUCAGCCAUAAGAUACCCACAACCCCAUUUUCUCCCUGUUGCUGCUCCUUCAGCCUCUUCAACAAACUCAUUCUGCUCUACUCUGAAGCAAAGGGAAGAAACGAAAUGGCCUCCUCCACCGCUCCCACCACCUUUUCUCUCCUCAAAACCACCGCAGCUUCUUCCUCUGCCUCCCGCACCUCCGCAUCCCUGCUGCGCGUUCCAUCCACGCGCGUCCAGAAUCCAGUUCCCCUGCGUCACAGCAUCGGGUUUGCUUCCUCGGUUGGGGACAGUGUGCUGUCUCGCAGUGUCUCUUCAAGGGUAAGAUCGGUCAGCGGGAAGGGAUCGAGGGGAGUUGUGUCGAUGGUGAAGAAGAGCGUUGGGGACUUGACGGCUGCGGAUUUGAAGGGGAAGAAAGUGUUUGUGAGGGUUGACUUGAACGUUCCCUUGGAUGAGAACCAGAACAUCACUGAUGAUACCAGGGUUCGUGCUGCCGUUCCAACCAUCAAGCAUUUGAUUCAGAAUGGAGCUAAAGUCAUUCUCUCCAGCCACUUGGGACGACCAAAAGGUGUCACCCCAAAAUUCAGCCUGGUUCCUCUUGUUCCUCGGCUAUCUGAGUUACUUGGCAUUCAGGUUGUGAAGGCUGAUGACUGCAUUGGUCCAGAGGUUGAAAAAUUGGUUGCUUCACUUCCAGAAGGAGGUGUUCUUCUCCUUGAGAAUGUAAGGUUUUACAAGGAAGAGGAAAAGAAUGAGCCUGAGUUUGCCAAGAAGCUUGCCUCCUUAGCUGAUCUCUAUGUCAAUGAUGCCUUUGGGACUGCUCACAGAGCCCAUGCUUCAACUGAGGGUGUUACAAAGUUCUUGAAACCAUCUGUCGCUGGUUUCCUUCUGCAGAAGGAACUGGACUACCUUGUGGGUGCAGUGUCAAACCCAAAGAGGCCAUUUGCUGCCAUUGUCGGUGGUUCUAAAGUCUCUUCCAAGAUUGGAGUCAUUGAGUCACUCUUGGAGAAGUGUGACAUACUACUUUUGGGUGGUGGUAUGAUUUUCACAUUUUACAAGGCACAAGGUCUAUCAGUUGGUUCAUCCCUCGUAGAGGAAGACAAGCUUGAUCUUGCCACAUCCCUCCUUGGGAAGGCCAAAGCAAAAGGAGUAUCUCUUUUGUUACCCACUGAUGUAGUGAUUGCCGACAAGUUUGCUCCUGAUGCAAACAGUAAGGUUGUGCCAGCGUCUGGUAUUCCUGAUGGAUGGAUGGGAUUGGAUAUUGGACCAGAGUCUGUUAAGACCUUCAAUGAAGCUUUGGACACUACCAAAACAAUCAUCUGGAAUGGACCAAUGGGAGUGUUUGAGUUUGAUAAGUUUGCAGUUGGAACAGAGGCUGUUGCAAAGAAGCUAGCAGAUCUUAGCAGCAAGGGAGUGACAACAAUCAUUGGAGGUGGAGACUCUGUUGCUGCAGUUGAAAAAGUAGGAGUUGCUAGCGUGAUGAGCCACAUUUCAACUGGUGGUGGUGCCAGUUUGGAGUUGUUGGAAGGCAAGGAGCUUCCAGGUGUGCUUGCUCUCGAUGAGGCUACACCAGUUGCUGUGUGAGAACAAUUUUUCUCUCAUUCCCAUUGACAAUAUUUUCUUCAUCUUUGCAAUGGUGGAACGAGAUGCUGUAGGAAGAUAUGAGUUCAUGUUGUAAAUUACACAUUUAGGCAGUAGUAUAAGGUUGCAUUCUGCCUACCCUUUUCUCUAUUUCGACGUGCUAAUCUUGUCACAAGAGAGUACAAAUCAGCAGAUUGAGCCAGUUGAGCUGCGUUUCAAAUAAAGUUAAUGAUUUUAAUGACAAACUUAUUUUUUC
This is a messenger RNA of Rubroshorea leprosula, 1989 nucleotides long. The record is from the annotation of a GenBank genome assembly. NCBI's taxonomy places the organism in Eukaryota, Viridiplantae, Streptophyta, Magnoliopsida, Malvales, Dipterocarpaceae.